GGUCUCUGCCUUCCUCAGCAGUUCCUGCAGGACUGGUUGUGGUGGCUCCUGAGUCCUGCCCAGGACUGCUCUCCUCUCUUCAGAGCACCCCUCCUUUCUUGCUCCCCAUCCCAGCUCAGGAGGAGGACUGACUGAUGGCCUGGGAGGCCACAUACCUGCUCUACCCAGUGGUGCUGCUGCUCCUGGCCUCAGGAUCCUGGUCACAGGACCCAGAUAUACUGGGAACUCAGGAGGGCAAGACUGUUUCUGUGACAUGCUGGUAUCAUCCCAGCUACCGCUCCAGUGAGGUAAUCUGGUGUAAGAAAACAUUACAAGGCCAUUGUCAACCCCCAGUCCGGCGUGACAGCACAGGUGCCAAGAAGCUAAGAUUUUCCAUCCAGCGCUCUUAUUUGUACAACUCCUUCACUGUCACCAUGACUGAGCUCAAGAUGAGUGACUCAGGCAUCUAUCACUGUGGGCUCAUUGGAAAUUCUGGCAACAACAUUAUUCUCAGAACUAUCCACCUGGUGGUGUCAGAAGGUUCUUCGAAUAUGGCCACUCAUAUCAUUCCUACUACAAGGCUGUCUGACCUUCCCAUCCUUAUUACCACAAAACACUCGCCCAGUCACACAACUUCGACCCGAUCCCUACACAAGCCCACAGUUGUUGCUUCCUCUCCUGAUCCUGAAGUCACCAUCAUAAAUGAGACAGAUGCUGCGAGGAGCUCCAUAUCCAGUGUACUUGUUCCUGUGGUCUGUGGACUCCUCAGCAAGACCCUGGUCUUCAUUGUCUUAUUCAUUGUCACACAGAGGUUAUUUGGAUGACAGAUCUUGAAGCUACACAGUAGUGACCUUCAGCCAUGUCUGUCUCACAGGAGGAGCAGGGGGGGGGGGCGCUAAGCAGGAACUGUGACUUGCAUUGAGGCUGUAAUGGUGGGUGACAUCUAAAGCUCAGGAUGUCCUUAGCUGGCCCUGCCCACUCUUUAGAGAGCUUUUAGGGAUGCUUCUAGAAACUUUGCGGGAAUUUGGCAUGGGGUCAGGACAAAAAAAAAAAUGUAAGCUCAGGCAGGAAUCUGACUUUGAGCUAGGGCUCAGGAAAUAGGCUCAGAUUAAGAAUUUAUAUUUGAGCUAAUACAAAGCUCAGAGCAGGUUCAGCUGAGGAUCAUGGAGCAAUCCUUUGAUCUUGGUCAUCCUGAUUAUCCCUUAGAAAGGUGUUUACAGGAUUUUGUUUAUUGCCUUGUUUGUUCCCUAUUUGUGUUUAUUUUCCUGUCUGAUCCUUAACCCAGAACUGAUCUUAUUAUUUGCAGUUACUUAGAGUGGUAUAAAAGCAAACUGGGAAAAAAUAAACCUGCUUCAGCCUCAGACUGGCUGGAGUCAUGCUACA
Molecule: messenger RNA, 1362 nt
Organism: Apodemus sylvaticus (European woodmouse)
Lineage: Eukaryota; Metazoa; Chordata; Mammalia; Rodentia; Muridae
Product: triggering receptor expressed on myeloid cells 1-like
Exons: 4
Coding region: 135-803 (222 amino acids)
Cellular component (GO): cell surface
Molecular function (GO): signaling receptor activity
Source: RefSeq, a predicted model, not a curated record